AUGAAGAGGCUCUCCAACGGAACAGAACAGAUUCGUCUCCUGGAAACCAUCAAGAAGGGUGAGUUCGUCCAGCAAUCAGCAAAAUGGGACGCCGAUAAUGCAAAAUCAAUCCCCCUUCUGAAAGCCCUCGACGAUACAAUGGAGCACAAUUUCGCGGCCAUUACGCCGAGAUAUGAAAUCUGCCAGCCAGUCACUGUUCAAACGCACACUUCAUCGUCUCCUCCUUGUUUACCAAUUCCUUCUCCUUCUCCUUCUCCUUUAACACAGUCAUCAUCCUCUUCCUCAGCGACAAUGGCAGGAGGGCCAGGCUCCGGCUUCGUCACAGGCAAGUCGAAGCGCAAAAUCAAUGGGCGAAAGCAAAGACGCAAGGCCGACGCAGCGGCCAAAAGACUCGCAGAGUCGAGGGCAGAGGCUGACAGCUUCGGCAAUGAAUUUUCCGUUGACGAGUUGACUGCCUCCACCACACUUGAAGCGAGCUUGGUUACAAACUCGUCACCUCUGCACAAUAAGGGGCGGAGGUCGCUGGACAAUGAGGCUGGUGAAGCACAGGAGUGUACGUCACUGUCACAGGCAGGGUCUUCUGGUCGUCACUUGCCAGUGGAUCUGGGGGCACGUGAAGUAGCUUCACCAACGUCUGAUGCAUCUGAUCAAACAAUCACCCAGGCUAACUUCAAUCAUCCUUCACACCUCCCAAGCAGACUCAAGCCCAACACUGUCAGCAUGGCUGGAGUCUUUGAAGAUGGACCUGCCGGUAUUCAGGAAGAAUCGGCAUUGCGUGCUUUCACCGAAGUCGCACUGCCAUUUAAGUUUGAUAGCCUUGACCCAAGACUGAAGUGCCCGAAACCAGACUGUCGGAAGUUGACAAGUUGUUGGGAUUCUGUUUCGGUGAUUUGUCCUGCUUGCAGCCCCAACAGUUUCACCAGAUAUUGCUGCAAAGAACACCUGUACGAAGACAUUCGACGCCACUGGCUUCUUGAUUGUGGCAAACAUCCCAUCACUGUACCUGUCGAUCCGGAUACAGUUCGUCCCUGCCAGCUUCCUCGAACGUCCUACAUCACUGGCCAUUUUUCAAAUCACAUUGAACGCCACCGACAAGCAGUUUACCGUGCAAUGGAACCUGCAGACUACUUCAUUUUCGACGACAACGAGCAGCUGACAACCGAGACCCCAUCCAAAGUGGAAUGGCAAUUGGUACGCGGAACGGGGCAAGUGCAAAAGAAAAUCUCAUUCCUCAACGACGGAACAAUGCUCUGUCCUCAUGCUUUCUUCAAUCACCACAUUUUGCAAUGUCUGAAGUUUGGCGGGCCACUUGCGGAAAACAGUAGCAAUAUCGCGUUCCACAUGAUCAGAGAUUUCAUGAUCGUCGACGGCAGUUGGACUGAAGAAAUCCUGACGACCCUGUGCAUGCAAGUUGCUUUCGAAUGGGGUUACAAAGUGCCAGAGCACUUUUACAACGUGGACCAAGUCAACCUCAUCUAUCAAAACUUAGGUCGUUUGCCAGUGCCUAUGCGUCUGCAACACGGUUGGAGCUCACUUCAGUCCUCAAAUUGA
Exophiala bonariae is the source of this 1551-nucleotide messenger RNA. RefSeq lists its product as uncharacterized. Lineage: Eukaryota; Fungi; Ascomycota; Eurotiomycetes; Chaetothyriales; Herpotrichiellaceae. Bases 1 to 1551 code for a protein of 516 amino acids. The transcript is spliced from 2 exons. The record is from RefSeq and is a predicted model, not a curated record.